UGCAGCCUGCCUUGCCAGGGUCGGACUGAAGCUCAAGAAACGACAAGGAGAAGCGAACAUCUGGCCGCACAUCAUGAAAGGACAUCGGGGCUUCUAGGAAAAAACACGACGAACUGGGCGGAAAUAAAUGUUAUGAGGGAAGAAUGGAGUUUCCAGACCAUAGCCGCCAGUUGCUGCAGUGUCUGAGUCAGCAGCGUCACCAAGGUUUCCUCUGUGACUGCACUGUUCUUGUCGGGGAGGCUCGAUUCAAAGCGCACAGAGCAGUGCUGGCCUCCUGCAGCAUGUACUUCCAUCUCUUCUACAGGGACCAGCUAGACAAAAGGGACGUUGUGCAUCUCAACAGUGACAUUGUGACAGCCCCGGCUUUCAGUCUGCUCCUUGAAUUUAUGUAUGAGGGGAAGUUGGAAUUCAGCACUCUGCCGGUGGAGGAUGUCCUGGCCGCAGCCAGUUACCUCCACAUGUAUGAUAUAGUCAAAGUGUGUAAAGGCAAGCUGAAAGAUAAGGAACUUUCCCCCAUUGAUGAAAAGGUUGGUGAGGGUUUUGGACUCAGCUGUCAGGACAGGGAAUAUUCCUCGGAUGGCGAGCUGCACAGUAAGCAGCUCAUUCGGCGACAGCCCCAGACACAGUCUCAUGGGCUUCAUAGGCCCCCCCAACCAGAGGAGUUUGACAUGGACAAGAGCGAAGUCAGGCUGGCUGUCACAAAUUGUGAUAGGUCUACACAGAGCAGGCAGAAGGCAAACGGUCACUCUGGCAGGUCCCCGGACCUUGUAGGUGUCAAUUAUGUGUCAGCAGAGGCCGAGCCCUGUGUCCAAACAGCUGGAAAAACAAAAGCUGAUGUCAGUAGUUCCACCGUAUCGCUGUCCCAGAGGUCCCGGGCUUCGGAUGACAUGGACUGUGCACUGGAUUUGUCUUUCAAGCCUCUGUCUAGCAGAGAUCCCUUACACCCCUCCUACGUCUCGGGACAGCUGGCCCUCGACAGCCAGCAGCAGGGCACUGAGCCACUUGUUAAAGACGAACACGACUUGCUGUCAGAGCAGGAGGACAGUGAGCCGAUGAGCCCUGAGAGCCAGCGCUUUGGGAAUAGUGCCAGGAGCUCAGUGGUGACAGGGUUCGCUGCCCUCUUCCCAGGCAACAACGGCUCCACAGCCGCCCUGCUCUCCCAGGAGGAGGACCUGAUGGACGAGGAGGGGGAGGCCUGCAGAGGGAGGGAGGGCGCCCCAGGAAGGGAGGUAGAGGAGAGGAGGGGUAGGCUGCUGGGGGACAGCGAGGAGGAGGAGGAGGACGAUUUGGCCUCUUCAGACAUCUCCACCUCCAGCGGGGUGCUCCUGCCCCCGGGGCAACAGGUGUGUGUGUGCCCCCUCUGCAGUAAAGUCUUCCCCAGCCCCCAUGUGCUGCAACUGCACCUCAGCUCACACUUCCGCGAGAAGGACGGCGCUCGCUCCAAGCUGUCCCCCGACGGCUCGGUCCCCACCUGCAUGCAGUGCAACAAGACCUUCUCCUGCAUGUAUACCCUUAAGCGCCACGAGCGCACACACUCUGGCGAGAAGCCAUACACCUGUGGCCAGUGUGGCAAGAGCUUCCAGUACUCCCAUAACUUGAGCCGGCACGCUGUAGUUCACACACGUGAGAAGCCUCACGCUUGUAAGUGGUGCGAACGGCGCUUCACCCAGUCUGGAGACCUCUACCGCCACAUCAGGAAGUUUCACUGUGGCCUUGUCAAGACUCUCGCCAUUGGAUAAAACGCCUCUCACCAGUGCCAUAACAUGAGACAGAAUGUCUUUUCAUACACUGAAUAUUACUACUGAACAAUCUUUCCAUUAGUAUACACAUGUUGGCAGUUUGCUGGAGACAUAUCUUUUGGAUUCUACCCCAUGUGGUAUUUCCCAUGUUUAAAAUGUAGCAACUUAAAAAAAAAAAAAAACUGGAGCUGUUUUCUGAGCAGGACUGUGUCAGAGAUGUACAUGAUGGUCAGAGGCCGACAGUUGAAGGUGCACAGGCUGUUCAGAUUAACAUGGGUGCUGUGAAACUCAAGCUGGAUCUGUGUCGAAGGUGAACAAAUCAGAUGAUGCACUUGUUUGUUUCUGUCUUGUUUGAGUUUAUUUGAGGAGUGUAUUU
This is a messenger RNA of Scomber scombrus (Atlantic mackerel), 2115 nucleotides long. It is a transcript of the gene zbtb42, whose product is annotated as zinc finger and BTB domain containing 42. The coding region runs from base 144 to 1739 and encodes 531 amino acids. Gene Ontology annotation, cellular component: nucleus. NCBI's taxonomy places the organism in Eukaryota, Metazoa, Chordata, Actinopteri, Scombriformes, Scombridae. Gene Ontology annotation, molecular function: RNA polymerase II cis-regulatory region sequence-specific DNA binding; protein binding; DNA-binding transcription factor activity, RNA polymerase II-specific. The record is from RefSeq and is a predicted model, not a curated record. The transcript has 2 exons. Gene Ontology annotation, biological process: regulation of transcription by RNA polymerase II.